Messenger RNA from Balaenoptera acutorostrata (minke whale), 7110 nucleotides. It is a transcript of the gene CDC25A, whose product is annotated as cell division cycle 25A. Gene Ontology annotation, cellular component: nucleus; cytoplasm. The record is from RefSeq and is a predicted model, not a curated record. Gene Ontology annotation, biological process: positive regulation of G2/MI transition of meiotic cell cycle; G2/M transition of mitotic cell cycle; protein dephosphorylation. The transcript has 15 exons. The coding region runs from base 461 to 2035 and encodes 524 amino acids. NCBI's taxonomy places the organism in Eukaryota, Metazoa, Chordata, Mammalia, Artiodactyla, Balaenopteridae. Gene Ontology annotation, molecular function: protein tyrosine phosphatase activity.
CAGCUAUUACCGCGAAAGGCCACCUCGGCAGCGACAGCCCGGGAGGGAGGUGAAGGUCGGCCUGCUUUUCUGCACUCCCGGGCUGGGCAAGAGAGUGAAAGAAGAGUGAAGAGAGUGUGAGACCGGGCCAUUGCCUCGCGGCUCUAGCCGCUCUCCCUCCCCGACCUGCCCCGCUUGUUUGGAUUUAAUCUUCAGGUUGCCGGCGCCCGCCCGCCGGCCUCGCGGAGUGAGGGGAAGCACCCGAGCCUGUGGCUGGCGCCUGCCGAGUCCGGACACCACCCGUCCUCUUCGCUUGCCCGCGGCAGCCGCGUCCCUGAACCGCGGGGUCGUGUUUGUGUUUGACUCGCGGGCGCCGGCAGCGGGGCGCGCGGCCGAGGCCAGUGCCGGCGGGGCGGGGCGGGGCGGGCGCGGCGGAGGCGGAGGAAGAGGGAGCAGGAUCCCUGGGAGGCAGGGCGCCGCCAUGGAACUGGGCCCGGAGCCCCCGCACCGCCGCCGCUUGCUCUUCGCCUGCAGCCCCCCUCCCGCACCUCAGCCCGUCGUGAAGGCGCUGUUCAGCACGCCAGCCGCCGGGGGCCUGUCGCCUGUCACCAACCUGACGGUCACCAUGGACCAGCUGCAGGGACUGGGCAGUGAGUAUGAACAGCCACUGGAGGUGAGGAAUAGCAGUCUGCAGAGAAUGGGCUCCUCCGAAUCAACUGAUUCAGGCUUCUGUCUGGAUUCUCCUGGGCCCUUGGAUAGUAAAGAAAACCUUGAAAAUUCCAUGAGGAGAAUAAAUUCCCUGCCUCAGAAGCUCUUGGGGUGUAGCCCAGCUCUGAAGAGGAGCCAUUCUGAUUCUCUUGACCAUGAUGUCUUUCAGCUAAUUGACCAGGAUGAGAACAAGGAAAACGAAGCCUUUGAGUUUAAGAAGCCAGUAAGACCUGCAUCUCGAGGCUGCCUGCAUGCUCAUGGACUGCAGGAGGGUAAAGAUCUCUUCACACAGAGGCAGAACUCUGCCCCAGCUCGGAUGCUUUCCUCAAACGAAAGAGAUGGCAGUGAACCAGGGCAUUUCACUCCUUUUUUUAUGCCCCAGUCACCUGUGACUGCCACUUUGUCUGAUGAGGAUGAUGGCUUCAUGGAUCUUCUCGAUGGAGAGAAUCUGAAGAAUGAUGAAGAGACGCCGUCCUGCAUGGCAAGCCUCUGGACAGCUCCCCUUGUCAUGAGAAGAACUACAAACCUGGGCAAUCGUUGCAAGCUGUUUGACUCCCCUUCCACGUGUAGCUCCACCAUCCUGUCAACGUUGAAAAGAACAGACCGAUCGCAAGAGGAGUCCCCACGUGGAAAUAGGAAGCGGAGGAAGAGCGUGGCUGGGGCCAGUCCCGAAGAGGCAGCUAGUCCAAAGAAGCCCCAGGAGAUUCUACAUCAGUCUUUAUCCCUGGUAUCUUCCCCAAAAGGGACCAUUGAGAAUAUUUUGGAUAAUGACCCAAGGGACCUUAUAGGAGACUUCUCCAAGUGUUACCUCUUUCAUACAGUUGCUGGAAAGCAUCAGGAUUUAAAAUACAUCUCUCCAGAAAUUAUAGCGUCUGUUUUGAGUGGCAAGUUUGCCAACCUCAUUAAAGAGUUUGUUAUCAUUGACUGCCGAUACCCAUAUGAAUAUGAGGGAGGCCACAUCAAGGGUGCAGUGAACUUGCACAUGGAAGAGGAGGUUGAAGACUUCUUACUCAAGAAGCCCAUCGUACCUACGGAUGGCAAGCGUGUCAUCGUGGUGUUCCACUGCGAGUUUUCUUCUGAGCGAGGCCCUCGCAUGUGCCGAUAUGUGAGAGAGAGAGAUCGGCUUGGUAACGAGUACCCCAAACUCCACUACCCGGAGCUGUAUGUCCUGAAGGGCGGAUAUAAGGAGUUCUUCCUGAAAUGCCAGUCUCACUGCGAGCCCCCCAGUUACCGGCCCAUGCACCACGAGGACUUUAAAGAAGACCUGAAGAAGUUCCGCACCAAGAGCCGGACCUGGGCCGGGGAAAAGAGCAAGAGAGAGAUGUAUAGCCGUCUGAAGAAGCUCUGAAGGUCUCAGUGCCAGACAGCAGCAGCCUGAGCCUCCCUCCCUACCCCCCUCCCCUCUUUGCUGCAGAGAAACUUGAGCAAAGGGGCCAGCCGUGUGACAUUUGGAGAGAAGGCCUGAGGCUUCCAUGUCUUAAACCUGCCUCCCACUCUCCCAGGGUUGGAGCCCAGAGCAUCCUGCUGGCUCUUCUGUCCCUGUAAGUCGUCCUCCUUCUGCAACAGGACGGUCUGCCAAGGCUGUCACGUGCCACAGCACAGUUCCAAGCACCAAGUCAAGAUGUUCUGACUCCUCAUCCCCCACAGCUGGAUGAGCUGCCUGGGCCUCGUUGGGUACUGGCCUUCUCUCCUGAGGGGAGGGGUAGGAGAGUCUGAGUGGAGAGGAGACUCACAAAUGCUGCUGGCCAAAUACCAAAGACGGCCUGCGAAGGAAAGGUCUUUGUGGGAUAACCCAUAUCAUUAAUUUAUUCAACUUCAUCAGUCACUUUCUUUUCUUUCUUUUUUUGUAAUCAACUCCUGGAGACUUUUAUUUAACUGCUUCUUUAAGUUACAAUACUGCCAUCCUAGGUGGGGUUUUAUCAUCCCAGGGACUACCUCUGCCUUUAAUUUUUAAAAAAAAAAGAAAAAGGGAGGGGGAAGAAGAGGGACAUGAGUUGUGGGACAGAGAACUAGGCACUCUGUCACCCCCAGGAGGCGCUGCAGUACUGGGGCUGCUGCUAUUUACAGCCAAGGACUGAGAUACUGGUGGGAGCAGGCCCCAGACUCAGGCUUGGCUACAGGACAUAAGCUAAACCUCCCAGACCUACCUCGAAGGCCCCUGAGAUCUACUGGGGUGACCCUGCUUGCUGUGAUGUUGCUGGUCUAGGAGUCACGGUCAGGAAAGCACUUGAGGCGGCUUCCAUUGGGCCACCCCCAGGUCAGUGUUGGAACAUGGUAGAGCAGGGAUCCCAGUGUAGGCGGGCAGGGAUGGGGGGCUCUGCCAGAUAAGGGAAGGGAGUAUAUAUUGAGUGUCUUUCUUCUAUUACUCUGAUACUCUUUGAUCGCUUCUAUUUUAAUUUUUUUAAAAUAGUCAUUUUAUGAUCAAGGAGUAUCAAAUCAGUGUUGGCUGGGCUACCCAAGGCUGGGGAGAGGGGCUGGAAGCUCUGGGCAUUAGAAGGGAGUGGGUGCUGGCAGAGAUGACUAUAGAAUGUGUUUCUCAGGAGGCAGCGUGGUGGAUUUUGAAGGUAAAACUUUGAGUUUAUCAUGUUUCAAUUUGAGGGACAGGGAGAGAUGGAUCAUCACCAGUUGCCCCUCAUCUCAUCCCACAGAAGUGGGGGUCUCAAAGGAACACCUCCCAGGGAGCUGGGGCUGAGUUGAUUGAUUCUAGACAGGCCUGUUUGGUUCCUGUUCAUCCCCACCCUUAGGUGCUGGCUUCCUCACCAUCUUUGUUCCAUUGGGGUAUAGCGAAGUUUUUCUUAUAUAGCAGAUUCAGUCUCCCCUCUUGCCCCGGCUUCCUGUUCUGGGGGCGGGGAGAGAAUCAGUGAUACUGGAGAUGACUGGUUGCUGUGUUAUGGGUUUGAGUUGCAUUUGACUAUAAAACAAUCUUGUUAGAAAAAGUAUGUGGGAAGGAGGGGAGCAGGGGGAGAAGGCCUCUUCCCCCACACACAUUGAGACACAUCUUAAUUAGUCUGUAAUCUUUAUUGUAGGGAUUCUGUUGGUUGAAUGCCUGAAAAGGGAGGUGGGAUGGCCUUUAGAAUGUACCAGCUUAGUAACAUUGGUAACCAACUGUUGCAGGCUCUGAAAAUAAAAACAAUCUUGAACCCAUGCUCUCUGCCUACUUCAUAAUGUAUUUAAAGGGAAUUGUGAGUCCCUUUAAAAGUUCUGGGACCACACUUGACUAAAACCAGAGGCUGGGGCAGCGACAUUUCCUUAAGAGGCCAAAGAGCUGUCAUGUGGCCUGGCGUCAGGGAUGGCCAGAUGACCUUCACUUAUUACUCUGAAUCCAAAAACAAACUUGUGAUUCAGGUUGAUUUACAAGAUGCAGUAGGGACAUGAAAAGCCUGCCUGAACCUCUGACAUUCUCUUACGAGAUGUAUUAAUUCAUAGGAUUGAGCAACAGACCAAAGGAGGGACCACUGUAAAGGAGAUAGGAGUUUCAGUUGUGUUCUGAAGGAGCCAGAGAGGAUACUGCAGAAGGAAAUCAGGCAGAUGGUGAGUCACGGGCCCACAUGCAACCAGAGAAACUUGGACCUGUAAUGCUGGGGGCUAUUGCCAGAAUGGAUACCAGCUGGAGCAAAAGUCUAUUACAAAAUAGAGUGGUGCCGAGAUAGCAAGUAAUUUGUGUUCUUUUUUUUUUUUUUGGGCUGUACCACGUGGCUUGUGCGAUCUUAGUUUCCCGACCAGGGAUGGAACACAGGCCCUCAGCAGUGAAAGCGUGGAGUCCUAACCACUGGACACCAGGGAAUUCCCUCAAGCUUCAUUUAGACAUAGUCCCCUUCUGAUUUGCCUCUAUAGUAGAGGCAUUAUUCCAGCCUUUAAAAAAAAAUUAUAAGACAGUGUGUGAAGAAAGGAAGUCCCCUGUGAUACCAACCUCCAGUGAGUGUUACUGUUAACGUGCUCAUAAAGAUUUGGAGGGGAGAGCACUAUCUCCCUCAUCUCCCCACUUCCUCUCCCAGAUGGUUUAUUAACCCUUCCAAAGAGACACUGCAUGUCUAAGCACGGCCACCCUACUCUACUCAACUUUCGUCACACCAUUUUUUUAAACAGUAUAUAUAUGUAGGUAUAUAUACAUGUACAUAUAUAAAGAGAGUUAUGUACAAUAUCUAGAGGUGAUUUUCAACUGCAUAUAAAAUCACAUGGCUGUACUCUGUUUAACCCAUCCCAUAUCACAGUACCUUCCCAAAGACAAGACUCCAUAUUCCUAAUGAGAAGAUUCGAAAGUUUUGAUUAGUUAGACCACAAACUAAGUUUCAUGGCGGAAAUAGCUAAAUAUCUACUAUAGCUAUAAAUAUAUUAUUUGUACACAUUUAAAAGCAUAUAAAUGUUAAUUUAGAUAUGCUGCUUUUUCUCAAUCUUUCAGAAUGAAUUGUUAUUUAAACUCUUCAACAUCUAUUUCUGUAUCAUGGGCUAUUUCUGUAUCGUGUAUUUGAGGUGAUACAGUACUUUUCUAAUUCAUUUAUGAAAAACUUUAUGCCAAAACCAGCUAUCCUUUCUUGUAAUUAGGGUUUUUUCAUUUGUCACGUCAGUGUAUAUUUAUGAUUUCUACAAGAUCACUACCUUUUUUAAUCAUGAGGAAUUUCAAACAUAAAAGUAGAAUAAGAAGCCCCUUUUCUGCGCAUCACACAGCUUCAACAUCUACUCAGAGCAAGUCUUGUUUCUCUUCUUCACCUCACCCCAUUUUGCUUUUUAAAUUUACUUUGAGGGAAUUCCCUGGUGGUCCAGUGGUUAGGGCUCCGCAUUUCCACUGCAGGGGCCAGGGGUACGAUCCCUGGUUGGAGAACUAAGAUCCCGCAAGCCACACGGUAAUACUUCUGGAUUGUUGCCAAAGCUAGCUGGUCUCCUGUCUGGCCCGUUGUUGCCACAGUCACCUUGCUAAAAUGAAUAAUUCGUUCAAACCAUUCUUCCUUGAGAAUUUAGUGUUUCUUUGCCUAUAAAAUGAAACCUGAACUCUAGCCCAUGUGCUAAGAUAUAACCCCAGCCUUAUCUGUGUUCAUAUGAAGCUCCAAUAACAGGGUGGUAUUCUGUUUUCCAGAAUGCACCCUGCCCUCUGAACCUUGCUUGUUAGAGCUGGAAGCCUGCCAUGCAGAAAGUUUACAUUUACUAUUAAAAAAAAAAAAAAAACCUAAUGGGCACCCACAAGGUUAUGGGCUGGUUAACUGAAAACCUUCAGCAAAAAAACUCAUUAAAAAAUUUGAGGACAACUGUGUGCAAGGCGUGAUCCCUUGGUUCAGAUAAGAAUUUUUAAAGGACACAAGGAUGUAUAAAAAAUAAUUAAACACUCAUAUUCCGCACACAGCUUAAGAGUAAACAGCAUGGCUGAAGCCCGCCCCCCCUGCCUACCCCAGCUUUGUUAUAAACCCUCUAGUCUUCCUGCAUCCUCCUCAAGGUAACCAUUAUCCUUCACUGGCAUGACUGUUUCCUAAGCAAGAAGAUACAGAAUAGUUUUUCAUGUUUAAAACUUCUACAUAAGUCUCUCCAUUUUGUGCGCAUUCAUCUGCAACUCUGGCUUUUACUACUCUGCUUCUCACACUAAACCACAUGAGGGCACUUUGCUCCAGGAAGGUCAAAACAUGGGUCAAUAGUGACUCGCUGGGCCAACCACUCCUGGGGAUGAAACUGCAAGUAAGCCACUUCUUCUCUGGGGCCUUUUCUCAUGGAUCACAAAGGGCAUUUGAAGUAGAUGUUUCCCUGUGGCCACCCCUGUCCCACAUUCUGUGGCUCAGGUAUUUGGAUGGCCCUUUGGAUACCCCAGUACCCACUUCAGGAUCUACUGGGAAGAAGUACCUCUGUGGAAGAAGAGCUGGUUUUUUACAUGCCCAUUCAACAGACAUUCAAAUUGUUCCCGGCACUGCAGAUAAGGAGGUGUGUGAGAUGCAGGCUUUCCCUCAAGGAGCUCACCAACUAAUGGGAGGAGGAGCCCCUUAAAGAUCAGGAGCCCUUGGGAGUAACACUUGCAUGUAACUGAAGCUAGGAUAAGAGACAGGUUCAGAGGAGAUGGCGCCCAAGAGGAGUGGCAGGAAGCACACCACAGAAGUGACCAUUAAGCCUAAUCUCGAGUAGAAGUCUCAGGAGAGAGAGGGCAUUCCAGGAAGAAGGACUAAAUGGUACAAAGGUGACAGCAUACCCUCAUGAACGUAGGUGAGGUAAGAAUGAAGUUUGGGGGUCAGGGGUGGUAGAGAGGGACACUCCUUCAAUAUGGAGCUGAGAGGUCUGCUUCAGGGAUCUCUGAGAGCAGGACUUCUCAGACUUAGCAGAAGAAACACUUGGGGAACAUGUUAAAAUGCAGGUUCUGAUUCUGUAGGGCUGGGGCCUGAGAUUCUGCAUUUCUAACAAGCUCCUGAUGCUGCAGGUCCUUGGACCACACUUUAAACAGCCAGCUUGUGU